AUGGAGCCCCCGGCCGCCCCCUCGGAGCGGAGCCUGUCUCUGUCUCUGCCCGGGCCCCGCGAGGGUCAGGCCACCCUCAAGCCGCCUCCGCAGCACCUGUGGAGGCAGCCGCGGACCCCCAUCCGAAUCCAGCAGCGCGGUUACUCCGACAGCGCCGAGCGCGCCGAGCCGGAGCGGACGCCGCACCGGCCCAUCGAGCGCGCCGAUGCGGUGGACACCAGCGACCGGCCCGGCCUGCGUUCCACCCGCAUGUCCUGGCCCUCGUCCUUCCACGGCACCGGCACGGGCGGAGGCAGCGGCAGGCGCUUCGAAGCUGAAAAUGGGCCGACGCCGUCCCCGGGCCGCAGCCCGCUGGACUCGCAGGCCAGCCCUGGGCUCGUGCUGCACGCCGGGGUGGCCACCAGCCAGCGCCGAGAGUCCUUCCUCUACCGCUCUGACAGCGACUAUGACACGUCGCCCAAGACCAUGUCCCGCAACUCCUCGGUCACCAGUGAGGCGCAUGCUGAGGACCUCAUUGUAACCCCGUUCGCACAGGUGCUGGCCAGCCUUCGGAGCGUACGCAGCAACUUCUCGCUCCUGACCAAUGUGCCUGUUCCCAGCAACAAGCGGUCACCCCUGGGCGGCCCGACCCCUGUGUGCAAGGCCACGCUGUCAGAGGAGACAUGUCAGCAGUUGGCCCGGGAGACGCUGGAGGAGCUGGACUGGUGCCUGGAGCAACUGGAGACCAUGCAGACCUACCGCUCUGUCAGCGAGAUGGCCUCGCAUAAGUUCAAGAGGAUGUUAAACCGUGAGCUCACGCACCUGUCAGAAAUGAGCAGGUCAGGAAACCAGGUCUCCGAGUACAUUUCCACAACGUUCUUGGAGAAGCAGAAUGAGGUGGAGAUCCCGUCGCCCACUUCCAAGGAGCGGGAGGCAGCACUGCCACGACAGAAACUCUGCCAGCAUCCCCCGAGCCCGGCCCCCCAGCUGCAGUCCAUGUCUCAGAUUACGGGGGUGAAAAGGGUCGCUCGCAGCAGCAGCCUCAGCAACACCAGUGUCCCCCGCUUUGGGGUGAAGACCGACCAGGAGGAGCUCCUGGCCCAAGAACUGGAGAACUUAAGCAAGUGGGGCCUGAACAUCUUUUGUGUGUCUGAUUACGCCGGAGGACGCUCCCUCAGCUGCGUCAUGUACACCAUCUUCCAGGAGCGGGACCUGCUCAAGAAAUUCCGUAUCCCCGUGGACACCAUGGUGACGUAUGUGCGGACCCUGGAGGACCACUACCACAAAGACGUGGCCUACCACAACAGCCUGCACGCAGCCGACGUGUUGCAGUCCACCCACGUGCUGCUGGCCACGCCUGCGCUGGACGCCGUGUUCACGGACCUUGAGAUCCUCGCUGCCCUGUUCGCCGCUGCCAUCCACGACGUGGACCACCCUGGGGUCUCCAACCAGUUCCUCAUCAAUACCAACUCGGAGCUGGCACUCAUGUACAAUGACGAGUCGGUGCUGGAGAACCACCACCUGGCCGUGGGCUUCAAGCUCCUGCAAGAGGACAACUGUGACAUCUUCCAGAACCUCAGCAAGCGGCAGCGGCAGAGCCUGCGCAAGAUGGUCAUUGACAUGGUGCUGGCCACGGACAUGUCCAAGCACAUGACCCUCCUGGCCGACCUGAAGACCAUGGUGGAGACCAAGAAAGUGACUAGUUCGGGGGUGCUCCUGCUGGACAACUACGCCGACCGCAUCCAGGUCCUAAGGAACAUGGUACACUGUGCAGACCUGAGCAACCCCACAAAGCCACUGGAGCUGUACCGUCAGUGGACAGACCGCAUCAUGGCAGAGUUCUUCCAGCAGGGCGACCGCGAGCGGGAGCGGGGCAUGGAGAUCAGCCCCAUGUGUGACAAGCACACGGCCUCGGUGGAGAAGUCCCAGGUGGGAUUCAUCGAUUACAUUGUACACCCCCUGUGGGAGACGUGGGCAGACCUUGUCCACCCAGAUGCCCAGGAGAUCUUGGACACGCUGGAAGACAACCGGAGCUGGUAUUACAGCGCCAUCCGGCAGAGCCCGUCGCCACCUCCCGAGGAUGAGCUGGGAGGCCCGGGCCGGCCCGGCCCGCCGGAGAAGUUCCAGUUUGAGCUGACGCUGGAGGAGGAGGAAGAGGAGGAGGCCUGCACGACCCAGAUCCCGUUCACACCAUCCCAGGGUGCGCUGGCACUGCAGGAAGCACCCACGCCUGUGGACAUCACAGCCACCCGGGAGGCCUCCCUGGUGGCGGCGGCUGCUGCGGAACCGGCUGGGGUCCCAGAGGACCAGGACGAGACCUCAGGGAUGCGAUCCCGUGGCAUGCACCUGCCACAGCUGUCAGACUCCGUGUGCGGCCUACGCGACUGCCCGGAUGCCCGGGCCCUGGAGAGCCCCCCUCUGCCCGGCUUGAGGACCCUGCCUCUCCCGGAGGACACCCCGGGCCUGCCGGGCCUCCCCUCCAUGGCAGCCGAGGUGGGGGCCCAAAGAGAGCAGCAGGCUGCCCAAGGGACUCCUCGAGACGCCCUUCCCGCGGGCCCAGCCCUGCCGGGGGACCCCCCUUGAGCGCCCCCUCACCCUGCUGCUGUCCCCAGCCCCCUCCACCAGUGCUGCCCCCCCACCUCCUCUGCCUCAAAGACUUGUGCCCCGCCCUGAGAAAAAAAGAACAGAAAAGUGGGGUUUUUUCUCUUGUUUGCCCCCUUUUCCUCUCUGCCCCCCACUGCCCCAGCCAUGGGUUUUCAAUUUCUUUCUUUUUUUUUUUUGUGAAUUGGGGGGUUGGGGAACGAGGAGGCUGAGGUGUGUCCCAGAAGGGAUUUUAUUUUUUUGAAUUUAAUUAUUGUAACGUUUUUAGAAAAAGACCAAAAAAAGAAAAAAAAAAGCACACAGAAGCUGUAGACGCCCCCAUUCCUGGUUCCCCAGUCCUCACCCCGCCCCUCCACAAGUUCAAGGCUCCGUCUUCCAGCCCGAGGCCGCGAGCAGGUGUGGGGCCUUCUGUUGAAUCCUGGAAGGUUCUAGAACCUGGCCAGACAUAGCCAUUUCCGGCAGAGCCAGCUGAGGGGGUUCACUGGAGGAGCUCCCCUCUGCCUGCCGCCCCUCGUCCCCUGCCCCUAAAAGUCUUCCACCUCAUUUUGCACAAGCCCGGCCGAGCCGACUGGGAGGGCAGGGGCGUGUCCAGGGGCCAGGGAUGCCAGUGGGAAGGCAGAGCCCCCCACGACCCCCGCUUGCCGCCCAGCCCCUCCUUGCCCACGUCCCUGCCCGGGGGAGGGGCCGCUUGUAAGACACAGGCAUCACCCCCCCUCUUCCAACUGCUUCUCCACGUGUUUCUGCCUUAAAGGUUCUCACGGCCACGGGACAGUGGCCAGCAAGUGGUUCCCGGCGGCACCUGGCAUGGGGCGCGGCCGGGCGCCACUCGCGGGCCACCUCUCCCCCUGCCCGACCUUCCUGCGUCUCGACCCCUUUGCCCUAGGAGGAAGCAAUAAUGGGGUACACGCCAUCCCCCUGCCACCCCCUUCCUGGGCAGCCCUCCGUCUCCUCCGUCCCUAACCCCGCCAGUCCCUGAGCGAUAGGACAGACAGCUAAAAGGCCAUCUUUCUCCAAGCCAUGGGGGACAAUUGGGAAAGAGAGACAGCCCCCACCUGCCCCACGGUGCCAGCUCCCUCUGCUGCUCCCGGCAGGGCAGUGCCCAUGCGGUGCGUUGCAGCCCCCACACGCCCCCGACCCGGAGCACACAGGUACUGUAGCCCCGCUCCCCAGCCUUCCCGUCUGCCCUCCCGGUUCCUAUGCCGCUCCUCUACACGGCUCAUUUUGUAGCAAAAAGUGGUUGCUGUCCCAGCCGGGGAGGUCUUUCGUUUGUUUAAUUCUUUCUUUCUUUUUUUUUUUUUUUGUACAGACUGUCAGGUUGCUUUGUAAAUUAUUCUACAGAGUUCAAAUGAAAACGUGAAGCAGUCCUUCCUGUUGGGGGAGGGGGCCCCGCUGUAUUCUCUCCACUCUUCCCGGCCCCCCUGGGAACUCGGUCGCCCAGCGGUGGUUGGACAGGAAGCUGUGUCCUCCCCCGGGGGUGAGGGCUUGGUGGGUAGGAGACCGGGGCAGCUGGCACGGCGGGUCCCUGGGAGUGGCCUGUGUGUGGUCCAUUGACGAUCCGUCCGUCGAGCGGUAAUCCUUCCAUCUUGUCGCCAAUUAAACUGAGGCUUUUGCCCAUCA
Ochotona curzoniae (black-lipped pika) is the source of this 4197-nucleotide messenger RNA. It is a transcript of the gene PDE4A, whose product is annotated as phosphodiesterase 4A. The transcript is spliced from 15 exons. NCBI's taxonomy places the organism in Eukaryota, Metazoa, Chordata, Mammalia, Lagomorpha, Ochotonidae. Gene Ontology annotation, cellular component: nucleus; perinuclear region of cytoplasm; cytosol. The coding region runs from base 1 to 2562 and encodes 853 amino acids. Gene Ontology annotation, biological process: signal transduction. Gene Ontology annotation, molecular function: 3',5'-cyclic-AMP phosphodiesterase activity. The record is from RefSeq and is a predicted model, not a curated record.